AUGUGUGCCCAAAUGUCCACUCAGGAAAUCCAAAGCGAAAUCGAGGAAGACUCAUCCAAGAGCACUUCUUCGCCUGAUGAGGGCCAAGAACUCUGCUACCAAAUGGACUCUGCGUUCAACAGCGCCCGUCGGAGCUACAGCGCAUCUCCUAGUUUCUAUCGCACCUGGGAGGCCGACAAUUCAUCAUCUUGCUCAUCCUCGAGAUCCUCGUGUACCUCUUCAAGCUCGCCAACGAACUCCCCGCAGCUCUAUCCUGACACUUUUCCAGUCCUGCAUCAAGAAGUCGACUCUCGAGCUCUCAUCCUUCAGCAUCUCGCCGCUCACAUCAACACUACAAGCCAAGCUUAA
Molecule: messenger RNA, 348 nt
Organism: Oikopleura dioica
Lineage: Eukaryota; Metazoa; Chordata; Appendicularia; Copelata; Oikopleuridae
Source: the annotation of a GenBank genome assembly